AACGCUUAUGUCAGCCAGCCAGAUCCCUUUGAAACGGUGACAUAUACGGAACUCGAACAGUUCAGUGGAACAGAUACAAAAGCAUGAAUAAUUUUCCAGCGGUGCUUGCGGUUUUCCUGCUGCUCACUGUGGCAUUGACAGAGGCCGCUGUGUACAUCGGAGGCGGAUGUUAUGACUGUAAUCCGCCCGGUGGUCAAGGGCCAGGCAUAUAUACGGGAAAUGGUGGAGGCGGCCGAGGCGGUGGUGGCUACUAUAACCCAGGAUCUGGAGGCGGCGGCGGUGGCGGACGUCCGGUUUACUCGGGAAACUUUGGACCAAAUGGCUAUAAUGGCGGUGGCCGGAGCUACAGUGGCGGCGGUAGAGGCGGCGGCGGUGGCGGUGGCGGUGGCUACGAUGAUGGCUUUACGCAAAUCAUAAGCGGUUAAAAGUAGCAUAGUUGUUUAAAUAUACACUUAG
Molecule: messenger RNA, 456 nt
Organism: Drosophila arizonae
Lineage: Eukaryota; Metazoa; Arthropoda; Insecta; Diptera; Drosophilidae
Gene: BomT3
Product: Bomanin Tailed 3
Source: RefSeq, a predicted model, not a curated record